Molecule: messenger RNA, 1131 nt
Organism: Anopheles darlingi
Lineage: Eukaryota; Metazoa; Arthropoda; Insecta; Diptera; Culicidae
Product: odorant receptor Or2-like
Exons: 5
Coding region: 1-1131 (376 amino acids)
Biological process (GO): detection of chemical stimulus involved in sensory perception of smell; sensory perception of smell
Cellular component (GO): plasma membrane
Molecular function (GO): odorant binding; olfactory receptor activity
Source: RefSeq, a predicted model, not a curated record
AUGGAAGUGCUGGAGUGUCCGCUGCUGUCGGUGAAUGUGCGCGUUUGGCGCUUCUGGUCGUUCGUCCUGGUGCACAACUGGCGCCGGUACGUCAGCAUCAUUCCCGUGACCGUGCUGAACGUGUUCAUGUUCGCCGAUCUGUACCGGGCGUGGGGCAACAUCGAGGAGGUCAUCAUCAACGCCUACUUUGCGGUGCUCUACUUCAACGCCGUGCUACGCACCCUGAUCCUCGUGUACCAGCGGCAGAAGUAUGAAGUGUUUCUGGCGAGCGCGGCCAACGUGUACCAGGAAAUACGCGUAAGUGAUGAUGACGUGAUCGGGAAGCUGGUCGAGGAUUAUACCCGUCGCGCCCGGAUCCUGUCCAUCUCGAACCUCGCCCUCGGUGCUUUUAUCAGUGGAUGCUUCGUGGUUUAUCCGUUGUUUACCGGGCAGCGUAGUCUACCGUACGGGAUGUUUAUCCCGGGGGUGAGCAACUUCGAAUCGCCGCAGUACGAGAUUUUCUACAUCAUGCAGCUGGUGCUGACUUUCCCGGGUUGCUGCAUGUACAUUCCGUACACGAGUUUCUUCGCCACGAGCACGUUGUUUGGGUUGGUGCAGAUCAAAACACUGCAGCAUCAGCUGCGUAUGUUCCGGAGCACCGGGAGCAACCUUGGCCGCCGGACGCCGACCCUCGAUCGGCAGCUCACGAAAUUCAUCGAAGAUCAUAAGCGAAUCAUACGCUACGUCCAAGAUCUGAACGGUCUGGUGACCUACAUCUGUCUGAUCGAGUUUCUGUCCUUUGGGUUGAUGCUGUGUGCGCUACUGUUUCUGCUGAACAUCAUUUCCGUGAUGGCACAGAUAGUGAUUGUCGGCGCGUACAUCUUCAUGAUACUGACGCAGAUAUUUGCCUUCUACUGGCACUCGAAUGAGGUGCGCGAGGAGAGCAUGGCUAUCGCCACCGCCGCCUACAGUGGCCCGUGGCUCGAGGUGGACAAUUCGAUCAAAAAGAAGCUUCUCCUCAUCACCAUGCGUGCCCAACGGCCAUUGGAGCUUACCGUGGGUAACGUUUAUCCGAUGACGCUGGAGAUGUUUCAAUCGCUGCUGAACGCAUCCUACUCCUACUUUACGCUUCUCCGGAGAGUUUAUAACUAA